Linepithema humile (Argentine ant) is the source of this 666-nucleotide messenger RNA. It is a transcript of the gene mRpS28, whose product is annotated as mitochondrial ribosomal protein S28. Lineage: Eukaryota; Metazoa; Arthropoda; Insecta; Hymenoptera; Formicidae. Gene Ontology annotation, cellular component: mitochondrial small ribosomal subunit. The record is from RefSeq and is a predicted model, not a curated record.
AUAAAGUUUUUAUUGCUAUCAUGAAUAAAAUACAUCGUCUCAAGAAAGUGUUAACAGAUUUGCGAUCUCUCAAUGUUUUGAGAGCAAAUUCGAUAUCUACAAGAUAUUUUUGUACAAGCAAAGAUUUGGAAGGGGAAACUAAAGAUACAGCAUCUGCAGAGUCUGUUGUUGGAAAAGAAAUACAAGCAGAAGCGAAAGAAAAUGCAGAAAUAUCAGGAUCUAAUGCAAAAUUGAGUGGUUUUGCGCAAAGUUACGAAAGAUUCUCGCAUAUUGACGAUAAAACACCAGAAAUACCUCAAACGUUCGCUUCCUUAAUACGCAACUCCAAAUUUGUUGAUUUGGGAGAACCAGAAGGAAAACUAGUAACUGGUGAAAUAUUUAAUAUUGUUGAUGAUGACUUGUACAUUGAUUUUGGAUGGAAGUUUUAUUGUGUUUGUCGAAAACCUAUAAAAAACGGACAGUACUAUGUGAGAGGAUCCAAGGUUCGGCUAAAGAUAAGGGAUUUGGAACUUUCUUCUAGAUUUUUAGGUGCUACAACAGAUAUAACUCUUUUAGAAGCUGAUUGUAUUUUAAUGGGUUUAAUAUCGUCACCAUUACAAAUAUCAGAACAGAAAGCACAGAAAAUAGAAACAAGGAGACUGAAAAUACAGAAUGUUUAAUAAUGUA